Pichia kudriavzevii is the source of this 2112-nucleotide messenger RNA. RefSeq lists its product as uncharacterized. Gene Ontology annotation, biological process: biosynthetic process. Gene Ontology annotation, molecular function: translation initiation factor binding; guanyl-nucleotide exchange factor activity; translation initiation factor activity. The coding region runs from base 1 to 2112 and encodes 703 amino acids. The transcript has a single exon. NCBI's taxonomy places the organism in Eukaryota, Fungi, Ascomycota, Pichiomycetes, Pichiales, Pichiaceae. Gene Ontology annotation, cellular component: eukaryotic translation initiation factor 2B complex. The record is from RefSeq and is a predicted model, not a curated record.
AUGGCUCCAAAGGCAAAGGCAAAUAAAGAUACAGAAGAUGAACCAAAAAUGCAAGCCAUUGUACUUGCAGACUCUUUUCAAACAAGGUUCAUGCCAUUAACCUCCGUUAAACCAAGAUGCCUUUUACCAUUAGCAAAUGUGCCUCUAAUCGAAUAUACUCUUGAAUUCCUUGCACAAUCAGAUGUUGUUGAGGAAGUCUACAUUAUGUGUUGUUCACAUUCAGGUCAAAUCCAGGAAUACAUCGAUUCCUCAAAAUGGGUUAACCUCUCUUCUCCAUUUAAGAAGAUCCAAACAAUUGCAUCAAAAGAAUCAAGAUCUGUUGGUGAUGCGAUGAGAGACUUAGACUCUAGAAGUAUUAUAAAUGGUGAUUUUAUACUUAUUUCAGGUGACGUUGUUACUAAUCUAGAUAUUAACCAAGCUCUGGAAAAUCACAAAAACUACAAACAAAAUGACCGUGACUAUAUUUGUACUAUGGUUUUAACACAAGCUGCCCCAAUGCACCGUUCUAGAUCUAUCAUUGAACCUGCGUGCUUUGUCAUGGAUAAAACAAGCAACAGAUGCUUAUAUUACCAAGAUUUACCUCCAAUCAAUGGAAAGAAGGCGUCAGUUAAUAUUGAUCCUGAGGUUUUAGAAGACAUCGAAGAAUUUGAAAUAUAUAAUAACUUAAUUGAUUGUCAUGUUGAUAUUUGUACUGGUGCAGUGCCAACGAUUUUUCAAGAAAAUUUUGAUUAUCAAACGUUGAGAAGUGAUUUUGUUAAAGGUGUCUUAAGCAGUGAUAUUUUAAAGAAACACAUCUACUCCUAUAUCACCAAAGACCAUUACUCGGCCAGAGUUGAAAGUUGGCAAACCUAUGAUGGAAUUUCCCAAGAUGUUCUUGAGAGAUGGGCAUAUCCAAUAGUACCGGAAAGAAACUUAUUACCAGACCAAACUUACACAUAUUCUUCCCAACAUAUUUAUAAAGAAAAUAAUGUUAUUUUAUCCCAAUCUAGUAAAUUAAGCUCCAGUGUCAUUAUUGGUAGAGAUUCGUUUGUUGGUGAUAAAACCCAAGUAUCACAUUCGGUUAUUGGGAGAAAUUGUAAAAUUGGCUCUAAUGUAAUUAUUGAGAACUCCUAUAUUUGGGACGGCUCAAUAAUUGAAGAUAAUUGCAUACUAAAACAUGCCAUUGUUGCAAAUAAUUCAAUAAUCAAAAAAAAUGUUAUUCUAAACCCAGGUUCUGUCAUUGGAUUUGGCGUGAUUAUUGAUGAAAAUGUUAUUAUUGGAAAUAACCAGAGAAUCAUCAGAAGUCCAAUGAAAAAUUCCAAUUCAAGCACUAGAAUCGCAAGUGAAGACGAAGAUAGCAAUAACGAAGAAACAUUCAGCUCUGUUGAUCUAAGUGUAAGGGAUUCAAGUGUUGUUGGUAUGAACGGUAUAGGUUUCCUCUACGAAAACACUGAAUACCAAAAUGAAGAGCUAGGUCAUAUUGUUUAUGAAAUGGCAGAGUUGAACUUCUCCGAUGCAUCAAUUGCUUCAAGUACAGUGACACUACACCAUUCGAAAAAGAAAAAGAGAAGUCAUUCAUCAGCAAGUGGAUUUAUAUCCGAAGACGAGGGUGAAAACUUUGAUCAUGAAGCCAUUGCCACUGUGGAAAGAGCAAUGGAGAACAAUCAUGAUCUAGAUACUGCAAUGUUAGAACUAAACACUUUACGUAUGUCAAUGAAUGUCACAUAUCAUGAGGUCCGUGAAGCUUCUUGCUUAGCUAUGGUUAAACGGGUCAACCAUUUUAUUGACACUGACACUUUGGGAGUUAAAGGUGCAUGUGAAAAGAUUUUCAAUAAAUGGGGCAUGAUGUUUGAAAGACAAGUUUUUGACGAUGCUGAUCAGGUAGAUUUGUUGCUAACUCUACAAUCGAUUUGUAAUAGAAUUGAUGGCGAUAAUAAAAGCUUGAUUUUUGUUAAUAUCGCAAUUGUUUUAUAUAAUAUCGAUAUUCUGGAUGAGGAUAACAUCAUCGCAUGGUACAAUACAAAGGAGUCUAAGGAGAUGCCCGAAAUCAGAUCUAAAAUGAGCAAAUGGGUGGAGAUGCUAGAAAAUGAUUCAAGUGAAGAAGAAGAAGAAGGAUUUAGCGAUGAUGAAUAG